AUGGGCGAACUUGUUACAGAGGCAGUUUGUCAAACUUCAGACUCUAAUGAGUUUUUAUUUUUGGUUUCUUUGUAUCUUAAAAGGAAAAACCUCGAUAGCUUAUCCGAGGGUAUUGAUCGCAAACUACGUUCACUUCCAGCUGGUGACAAUUGUCCUGAGUUUAGCAAUCUUUUCGAAAAAUUCAAUCAUUUUUAUGGAUUGAUUUCUGGUGAAACAUUGAAUCGAGUCAUCGGUGAAUUUAAGCGACAUUUGGCAUCAUUGGCGAAUUCCUCUCCUCAUGAUCAUUCCUUUUUGGAUCUUAUCCUUAGCUCUGAGAGGAGAUCUGGUGUGAGUUCAGUGGGUUUUUCGCUUGCUGUCGGCAACAACUUGCGAUUUACGCGUGCUUUUCCUCCCAAUGCACUGUAUGUAUUACAUGGAUAUCAGGAAGCCGCUGUGAUAAGUGCCUAUACUAGAUUAAAACUUCAAAUGCAUGUAUUCGGUCACAAAGCCUCUGUAUUCAAUCUGAAGUACGACCGAAAGCUUAGUUUCCUUUUCUCUUCAUCUUCAAAUGGUAUCAUCAAAAUUUGGUCUCUUCAUCCCCUGAAUUUUGGUUCAAAGUAUCCUGUUGCUCGUUACUCCCUUUGGGGUCAUACGAAGCCUUUUAUUGUCUCAAAUAUAUCGAUUGACAAUCAUUUACUUGCUUCAAUUGAUAAUUCCUGUAGCUUGGUUAUUUGGUGUUUACGAACCGGUCAACCAGUUGUAUCUCUUCAAGGCAACCAGGAAUCUAAUAGUUCCCCCGUUGGUCUCGCUCUAAUUCCCAAUCUCAUGAAGCAGAACUCCCAUAAGAAAGAAGGCUGUGUUGUGAUAGCUACAGAGAAGAAGGGGCUUCGAUUUAUCUUCUUUGAACACAAUUUGUGUUCUAAUCAUCAUGAUCUUGUCAAUGGCUGCUGUGACGUUAAUCUUCUUUACACUAAUGUCAUCCAUCUAACUGAUCAAGAGGGCAAAAAUUGCAAACUCCUGGCUUUCGAUGUUUGUCCCGGUUUCCGUCGAAUUGCUGUCGGUUGUUCCGAUAUGACUGUUCGAUUGUUCUCCUUUGACGGCACACGCUCCCCAGUGACUGAUGGUCGUCUUUCCACUGGGGAAUCCAAACCAUCAAUUUUGGCGUUUGGCCAUACCGGAAAUUACCUUGCAGCUGCAUCAAGACCAGACGGAGGUUGUUGGAUCUGGGAGCUUGAAGGUGAUCUCUGGAGAGGUGGAGCGCUAAAUUUCGAAAGUCGGUCAGGGAAGCGUCCCACUGCGUUGGCCUGGAGUUAUGAUGACGCCAACCUUAUUGUGGGGCUUUCUUCUGGUGGCACUUUCAUCUUUACCCAUAAUCGCAAGCGUCUCGUUGGUGUUCGUAAACACGAAGGAGAAGUUAGCUGUAUUGCAGUUUCUCCUUGUUCCGCGGAGAUAUUCGCAACAGGCGGUGCCGACGGUCGCUUCAUUGUUCAGCGUCUGUUCAAGAGAUAUUCCGAUUGGGAGGUCCAAGUUCUGAUGUCCUAUCGAAUGCCCCCCGUACAGUUGGCCUCCUCUUUUGGCAUCUCACGAAUUCAGGAAGGUGACUUUGUAGAUGUGGUUGAAGAGGAGGUUGCUGAUGUCGAGGAUAUGUUACGUGUGAUAAACAGGGCGCCUAAACCCAGUCAAGCUAUCACCUGUUGUGUUGCUCUACCGAUGGCCCAUGGAAUUGGCUUCAUUCUAGGCUCCGCUGGUGGUGUUAUCUCGAUUUUCAAGCCUUCUGAAACCGAUGAAUCCGAAAGUGAGUCACCUCCCAUUGAUGAGCAAUUCUUCCAUUGGGAGUUGCAACGCGCCGAUGUACGCGACGUGAAUAGGCAUUGCGCUCGCUUGAACAAUUUUCUCAAUUGGGAUUCAGUGCAGAAUACAGUCACAUUUGAGCGUAAUAAUCACUCCGAUAUUUAUAUUCUUCAUCCUAAGAAUGUGGUACACGAAGUGUACCAUGUCUCAUCCAAUGUUCCAUUUUCACGUUUACCUCCACCCUACUUGGUGGAUGCCAAUGGCCGACCUCAUCCUGAAAGCCGGCAGAAACUUCAAGUUCCUGGUAGACAAGAAGAUGGAAAACCUACAUGUGUUCUUGGUGAAGAUGACAUACCAGCCGUAAUUGAUGAUAUACAAUUCGCCACCCUCUCAGACUCCUAUCUCUUCACGGCUCGCUACCCCGCAGUUACCGCUCCGGACCAUGGAAAGAAGUACCUCUUCCGUUGUCACUGGUUGACAGGUAGGGAAUAUCUCAUCCUUCCCUUCACGCCUGAUGAGUUAAUGUCAAAAAUUAACCGUGUGAAGGAACUACAAUCGACAUCUUCAAAUUAUGUCCCGAAAACUGUGAUACAGAAACACCUAGCUGAAGCAAACGCUACACCAGUAAGGCAAAUGUUUGCCGAAGCUAUGGCUCAGUGGUCGGAUGACUCAAGUGAUCCGAACUGGAAUUCCGAUGAUGAUAAUUCAACAUCUCAGAGGCGAAGGCAACGCUAUAGAAAUGGAUCAACGUCAUUAUCUGAGCAUAGCUCAUUAGACGAUAGUACCUUUGCUGUUAUCUCUUCUCUCCUUUCUCAACCUGCACGACGUUCGCUUCGUCAACUUGAAAGACGACGACAGGCGGAACAACAACUGGCUGCUGCUUCUCGGAACCCCGUCAUUUCCCUUCCCUCCUCUGCUACUCGAAGGCCCCUACGAUUUAAGAGAAGGCUCCAGCUUCGAAGGAAACCCAAAGAUCAGAGCAAUUACUCUGCAUUUGAGAGAGCGCAGCUAUGUAGAGGAAGAGUACUUCCAAAUGAACAGGAACAUUGUCAAUCGCGAUUGGAGGAUAGUUUACAUGAUCUAGAGGAUGAACUUAGGCAAAGAAUCAUACGAAGCAUCGAUCAUGCCGAAAUGCAUCGUACUUAUCCAGUGGAAGAUCCACCAAUUGAUGGAUUCCUCCAUCAAAACACAAAAAAUCCGCGUGGUCCAUGGAAGGGACCCGUUGUUGAUUGGCUGUCAGCCACAAAGCCCUCCGCUGCACCCUAUGUACCGCAGCUUGGUGAUCGGGUGGUUUAUGUGGUGCAGGGCCAUCAGGAGUAUCUUGAGAAGGCCUGGUGGCAUGGAAAAGUCCCCGAUAUUGAUCCCAAUCCUCUCUCGGAUAACAAUUCCCUCGGGGCAAAAAGUCUUACCUUACCAUGGGAAGAGACUAGUGAUUUACCGAAUUACAUAUGUUGUAAUGUUGUGGAUUUGACCUAUCACUUCAUGCGAAUUAGUCGAAGUGAAUCACAAGGCCAUGGAAAAUUGAGAAAGGCCGAACCGAAACUAUAUCAAGAAUAUCCACAAUUCUUUGGUAGUUGCCGUCGUCAAUCCGAAAUCGAGGAUCGAUUUCAUUCUGGUGAGCCAGAAGAUGGCUUUGUUCGUCUGGUUUCUCUUCGUCUUGAACCUGAUUCCGAACAACCGUAUACCUCAAUUGGUGCCUCCACACAACACUCCAAUUCUAGAAUACCCAAUGCCAUCUACGUUCGCUAUCAUAACUUUUUGGGUGGAUUAGACUUCCUUAUUCUUCGUAAUCUCUUUGACGAAGCAAUCCGAAAAUCUUGGGUUAAAGGAGACGUAUUUAUUUUCCCCACGGAUACAGCAUGUUUCCGUGGUAGGGUGUAUGAGGACUACAGAUUCCACAUGAAAUCUGGGUCUUCAACGUUCCGCACACUUCCGCUGCGUCCUAACCCUUGGUUGGGAGUUAAAGUUACGUAUCUGGAGGAUUUUGAACUCGGCUACAAGGAAUAUGAUGAAGAAACAACAGAACAGGAAAGACAAGAAGGAAAAUACGUUGACAGGCUUUCCCCUUGGGACAUGCACCCUUGGGAUGGUCGUCUACCCAUUUCCGACGUCCCUAUGUCCACCAUCUCCUCAUCGCUUCGCUCAGAAGUGCAGCUUGGGUUAGAUCGAUUGGUGAAACUCUACGGAUCUGGACAAUUUGUACGAGCCGAAAUCUUUUCUCUCCCACCUGAGACUAAUUCCAAUAGCGAUCUCACUUUUAAUCAGACCAUUAUUAAUACAGUGAAAGUUAUUGACAAGAUGCGGGAAUUUGAGGCAGCCAAAGCAUUCUUUACCUAUGUAGACCUCUCCCUAUACCCCAAUUACAUAAAAAUUAACCCUUACAUGAUUGAUCUCCAAUUCAUCCGAGAUCGUUUGGAGUCCGGUUUUUACAGACAAAAGGCCGCGAUUCAAUUCGACUUGGAGUGUAUCGCCAAAAAUGCCGAGCGUUAUAAUGUGCCUGAUAGUCUGAUUGUGAGACAGGCAAAAGUUGUUUCCUACCUGGCUGUGAAACCCCUCUGGGAUCCUAAUUACACCACGGAAAAACUGGUUGCCGACUACAAUCAGCUGGUAGCUCGUGAGCCUGAAAUUAAUUUGCCUGUUUAUUCAGAGUUGGACGUGGAAGUUGCGCCCCAACUUCCUCCUCCUCCUCGUCUUGUGAUUAUUGAUAAUGUGGAAAUGGAUCGGGAGGAGGAAGUAAGAGAAAUUGUCGAACCAUCCGUCAGUCCAACCGCUGAACAAGUGUUGAAUGCUAUGGGGGCGGUUGGUGUUGGAUAUUCUCUUCAAGAGGAUGGGACACAGGUGAAUGAACCAGCCUCUCAGUCGGAGUUAACUGUUGUGACUGAUGUUCUCGCUCCUGUUAUUGAACAAAGACAUCCCCUCAGAGAUUUAGCCUCCCCUACAAAUCCAGAGAGCAACAACCUGGAAGAGGCAGAUGAUACCGAGGAUUGUGAAUGGAGAAUAAAAUGUAGAGAACUCCUUUGUAAAGUCAUUCGACAUCCCCAGAGUGUAUUCUUUAGAUCUCCUGUUGAUGUUGAGGAAUAUGUGACGUAUCGUGAUAUCGUUGAACAUCCGAUGGAUUUAAGUGAAAUUGGAAGACGUCUUGUUCGUACGCAGUCUGAAAAUAUUGGACUAUUCUACACCAGUGCUCAGCAAUUCAUCGACGAUCUCCGACUUAUUGUGCACAAUUCUCGUCUCUUUAACACAGAUCCUACCAUGCAGGCAAGUUUCAAGAAGCGCUUCGGACUCUUUCUGGGUUCAGUCUACGUGGACACUACGUGGUUGGAACGAUGGAUCAAUAGAGUGGCUGUGAAUUCCCUUUCGGAGUACCUUGAAGAGGGUACCAACCAAGUAUCAGCUAACAGUCCUGACGAAAAUACUCCACCACGAAGGAACUUGCGUCCUAGAAAUCGUUCAAGAAACAGUCACACAUUCUCUGUCGAUGACUCGGAUUAUGAUGGUAACAGCAAUGAUGGAGAUGAUGAUGAUGAUGAUGGCUCCGUUGUUCAAACAUCAAGUGGAAGAGUAUCGCGUAGACCAACUCGAUUAUAUCUUGAUUCAUUGACUUCGCUAUCUCCUAGCUCCUUUGAUGACCGAUCCAGAAGGCGUCAAGGAGGAAGGAGAAAUGGACGAAGGGGUAGGCCGAACGCAACCAGUCGAUCAAGAAGUACACGACGUCGAAGACCCAAUAGUGAUGAUGAUGAUGACUUUAUAGACGAAGUAGAACUAGCUGAUGUUCCCUCUAAUCCCCAUCAACUAAGACCUCGUCGUCGCGCUGCUACCUCAAAUUCCACCUACUUGGAAGUUGAUGAAGGAAGUGCGUAA
This is a messenger RNA of Rodentolepis nana, 5631 nucleotides long. The record is from the annotation of a GenBank genome assembly. Lineage: Eukaryota; Metazoa; Platyhelminthes; Cestoda; Cyclophyllidea; Hymenolepididae.